AUGGGCCGCCAUUUCCCCAACGUCAACCGUGUUCCAGCCGGUGAGCCCAACAUCAACGAUGCGCCUCGCAAGGUUUACAUCGCCUCCCGCUUCGUCGGCGGCAAGCUCGGUGCUUGGACUCUGGGACUCAUUGCCGACAUCAUCAGCAGCGGCCACUAUCUUGGUUCGAUGCCCAGCCCCAACUACCACUGGUGCGUGCUGGUUGGUGACUACUACCAUCAGCUUCAAGCCACCAAGCAGGAUGGCAAGCACUGGAACUGGUACGACAACAACGUCAAGGACUGGACCGACAAGUGGGAGCUGUAUGAGGUUGGCGAGACCAGGUUCAACGACAAUGCCAUUGCUUCGGCUGGCAUCGAAGCCAUCCAGGACAUGGACGAGGUCUACAAGCUGGUUGACAACAAUUGCCAAAAGUUCACGCUCAAGCUCCUCGACCUCAUCUGCGCCGAUGGCCGUAAGAAGGUGUACACCAGCUACUCUCGUCACAAGCUCAAGGCCGGCUUCAUCCCUGGCGAGCUGCUUGAUGAGAGUAAACCGGAAGAGAAGGUUGAGGUUGAGGUGGCCUUUGUUGAGGACGGUGUGGCACACAUCGAGCUCUUGGACAGGGCCUUUGAGCUCAUGGACGAGAAGACGCCAACGCUCGCCGAGGAUGAAACGGUCAAGGAGAUUGAAAAGGAGAAGGACGCCGAGAACAAAGAGUAA
Neurospora hispaniola is the source of this 702-nucleotide messenger RNA. RefSeq names its product PPPDE putative peptidase domain-containing protein. NCBI's taxonomy places the organism in Eukaryota, Fungi, Ascomycota, Sordariomycetes, Sordariales, Sordariaceae. Gene Ontology annotation, molecular function: peptidase activity. Bases 1 to 702 code for a protein of 233 amino acids. The transcript is spliced from 2 exons. The record is from RefSeq and is a predicted model, not a curated record.